Messenger RNA from Olea europaea var. sylvestris, 639 nucleotides. RefSeq lists its product as uncharacterized. The coding region runs from base 1 to 639 and encodes 212 amino acids. Lineage: Eukaryota; Viridiplantae; Streptophyta; Magnoliopsida; Lamiales; Oleaceae. The record is from RefSeq and is a predicted model, not a curated record. The transcript has 4 exons.
AUGGAGCGAAUCUCCAAACAUCUAUCUUGUACUGAUGCUCAAAAGGUGUUAUGUGCAGAAUUCAUGUCGGUUGGCAUUGCAGGCCACUGGCGGGAGUCAGCAUCUCGCACUAUAAUAGAAGCAGAACAACGUGCUCUGACAUGGACACAAUAUAAGGACGAAUUGAUGGGAAAAUACUUCCCCCAAGCUCUGAGAGAUCAAAACGAGACAAAAUUCCUUCAACUUAAACAGGGUAAAAUGAUACUUGAGGAUUAUCAAAGAAAAUUUGAACAACUCUCAAGGUAUGCACCAUACCUAGUAGCUACUGAAGCAAAGAAAGCAAGAAGGUUUGAACUGGGAUUGCGUCCAAAGAUUGGUGGAAUACUGGCAUCCUCCCAAUUCACCACCUAUAGCCGAGUAUUGCAGACUGCCCAAGCAAUCUCAAAUAGAUAUGGUAAAACGUGGCAUAUUUCCAAAAACUACAAAGAGGAACUUUCGAAAAAGAAUGACCAACCAGAAAAGCAAGGAAAGGCCAGAGUUUUUACUUUAACCCAAGGACAGGCUACGAAAGACUCGAACGCAGUUCGGGUCGAUUCGAUUUAUGAUAGGGCGGUGAUGCGGGCUACCAAGAGGAUUAUACGAUUACCAUGUUUACUUUAA